Colletotrichum fioriniae is the source of this 615-nucleotide messenger RNA. It is a transcript of the gene PEX4, whose product is annotated as E2 ubiquitin-protein ligase peroxin 4. The record is from RefSeq and is a predicted model, not a curated record. Lineage: Eukaryota; Fungi; Ascomycota; Sordariomycetes; Glomerellales; Glomerellaceae.
AUGUCGUGGCGCAUUCAGAACUUGCCCGAUUCCCAGACGAAUCCCUCGGGCCCGGCGCCAGGAGGCGGAGGAGAACGAGGAGAACGAGACCGAGGCGGCAAGAAGUCAAAGUCAAAGUCCACGUCGGACGGGCGGGGUGCGAUCAAGAGGCUCAUCAAGGAGCUCGACGUGUGGCGGUCGGAGAAGAAGGAGGAGAGGGGCAUCGAGAGGUUGGGCCCCGUCGACGACGACGAUUUGUUGACGUGGGAGGCUGUUGUUAAUGGGCGGGGGAUCGGGAACGGAUAUGACGAGGGCCGCUGGCUCCUACACAUCCAGAUCCCGACAGACUAUCCCCUUCGUCCGCCGACGAUACGCUUCGCGACGCCCGUGGUGCACGCCAACAUUGCCCUGCAGACGGGCGAGAUCUGCCUCGACCUGCUCAAGGACGCCUGGACGCCGGCCUACAGCGUCCUCGAGAGCGUGCGCGCCGUGCGCACGCUGCUGGCCUACCCGGAGACGGACUCGCCGCUCAACGUCGACGUUGCGGCGCUGCUGCGCGGCGGGGACGUGCUGGGCACCCGCGCGCUCGUCGAGUUUUGGUGCCGCGAUGACGAGGGGCGUUAUGAGGGGCCGUGA